UUCAAAUCUGUGUCAAUGUUUAAUCCAAGAUGGCUGUUGUGCAGGAGCAGACGAAACGUGAAUCAGGUAGAAUAAAAGAUACCAACCAGAAGCGUAUUUUAGACAGUUAUACCCGGGCUAAGCGUCUACGUAAGCAGUUAGAAGCUUUAGAACAAGAUAACUACCAAGAGGACCCCCAAGCUAACCUGGUGAUUCCUAACAAGAAACUACCACAGUUUGAUUCCAAUGAAGGAACGCCAGCUAAAAAGAAGAAGAAGACGAGGGGUGAUCACUUUAAGCAACGAUUCAGAAAGACUUUCAAUGUAUUGGUUGAAGAGGAGCAACUGAGCAUGCAGGAACCACCCAACUACCUGACAGCUUGCAUCCCACGCUCUAAGUACCCCGAGAGAAAGUUCUGUGCUGUGUGCGGUUUUCCAUCUACAUAUACCUGUGUGAGUUGUGGAGCAAGAUACUGCAGCAUCAAGUGCCUUGGAACUCAUCAAGACACAAGAUGCCUGAAGUGGACUGUGUAGCUUGAAGUCUGUAGCAGUAUGUACAUUGUAUUUGCGAUUGGCAACUACUAGGAUUUAUGACGUGAUGCUAUAUGUGUGGAAUACAAAAUAGUCAACUGAAGAUUGUGCGGCUUGCCGAGUGGUGUAGUAGUGCCCUUGUAAAAACCAAACUUGGCUUUUCAAAGUUGAACUAUUUGAUCUUAAGAUGAAUACAUGGACCAUAGAAAGAGUCAUCAGACAUGCAACUCAUUUGUGAAGCCAUUCUGGACAUGUGCUAUGUGAACUAAUGAAAAAUGUAGAAAUAUUCAUUCAAUGCAUGUUGCCAUUUUUGCCAUUCACACUUGUUACAAGGUAUUGAUAUGACAGGUUCACAGCAACCUCAUAGUGCAGUCAACUCAAGCCGGCCUCAGGUCGGCCUUGCGUCUGCGACUGACUUUUCAGGAUCACACUGUGCCUGAGCUUAGACCAUCGGGAAAUUUUCAGUCGGUGAUUAUUUACGACCUGAGUGUAACUGCGACCAUUUUUAAACACUCUGCAACAGUCACCGCUCAAAAAAGAAUUCAGCAGUCGCAAGAGUAGAACACUUCAACUGGAACGGCGUGAUCCCGACAGUUGGGACCCAAUCGCAGGUGCAUGAUUUCUCAAUUGCUGUGACUAAGUAUAUUUUGUUUGCACCUUGCCGACGGUUUGUGCGGGCGCAAGAAAAUCGUAGGUCGACCUGAAGCCGGCUUAUGACAGUGUUCUUCAGGUUCUAUUUUCUGUAAGUGAAAACACACCUGAAGGAUCUAUGGCACACUGUAUCUGCUUGUAGUGAAUUUAAAAAUUAAUUGUAUCAUGCCACAUUUGAAGGAGACUUUCUGGUUCACUAGAGACCCGACAGUCCAAUAUGGCAGGCAUUGUGUCAGUUAUGUUUCAGACUAAGAAAAUGCUAGUCUUGAUUGGCAACAUUUAUUUUGUUAACAUAUGUUCAGACAGUGUACUAAGUUAGACCCGGACCAUUUUAACUUUCGAGGUGGUGUUAAAAAGUUGUUCCCCUUGCGUUCAGACAGGACUAAUACAAAUAACAUUGUUGCAAAUCAAGAGUAGGCAAAUGCAAGUGUGAACAUUAACAGUUAUGACAUGUACAUGUAUGAGCAAGAUCAAUGCAUAAUGUUUAGAUUCUUGUGUAAAUAUAGGAAAAGACCUGGACCCAAUUUCAUGGCUAUGCUUACCGUUAGCAAAGAAUCAGUGCUUACGGAAGCAGGGAAUACUGUGCUUAUCAAUUGUACAUGUAUUUCACCGGUUAGCGGGGGAUUUUGGCUUCUGUGUGAUCGUACUUACAAAGCUAGCACAGAAAUUCGGCGCUUGCAGGUAGGCGGUGAAUGGUGACCGUAAGCGCAGAAUUCAGCGGUAAGCAGAGCCAUGAAAAUGGGCCCUGGUCGUGGUGAACCUGACCUGUUUAGUAAGAACUCUAUUCAUAAUGCAGCUAGCCACCACUAUAUUGCUCAGGACAGGCACUUUCCAUUCACAAUGAGACAAUGUUUGAUACCAUCCAUGUCAUGUACACAAGUGUUGUGCGUAGUUUACUCCUGGGCAGUUAAGAGUUUUUUACUUAAAACAUUUAUGAUGUCUUCAUUUUUGUACAAAAUGUAAAUAAAUUGUAUUUGAUAUUAAAUCAGAA
Molecule: messenger RNA, 2151 nt
Organism: Asterias rubens (European starfish)
Lineage: Eukaryota; Metazoa; Echinodermata; Asteroidea; Forcipulatida; Asteriidae
Product: zinc finger HIT domain-containing protein 1-like
Exons: 5
Coding region: 30-512 (160 amino acids)
Biological process (GO): chromatin remodeling
Cellular component (GO): Swr1 complex
Molecular function (GO): nucleosome binding
Source: RefSeq, a predicted model, not a curated record